CUCGAACUGAUUUAUAUUCCAACAAGAAUCUACCUUGAUAGGACUCGUAUAUAUCACACGUUGCUUGUUAUUUAGACACUGCGCUAUGGCGUACUCUGCAACCACGGUCUUCCCGGCACUAGUGUGUGCGGAGACGAGAACGCUUUCAUUGCGCUGGAUGGCGUAGACAGAGACACGCUGGAAGGGAUCCAGCUCGAAUUUGUACUCUCGAGCGGGUUUGGCAGGAGGAACAUGUUGAGAAAUGGGAAUAUAGUUGUAGCCUGCAGGCACAGAAACUUGAUGCCGGACCUGAUGCCUCAACUCUAAGCGCGUCCCCUCCACAGCAGAUCCAGUCAGUCCGGCACUUGCAGCGACUUCUCGUUUUGCUUCCGUCUCAAAAUCAUCCAACACGACAGUGGUUGUUACUUCAACGCGCGCUCGCUUGGGAGAGGAGGGUCCAGCUUCAUUGUUCUCUUCUUCAACCACAACCUGCUUCCCGUUCGUGGGUUUCGGCGAGUCCGCUUUGCGUUUCAGCGGUGCCGCAGCUACUGGCUGAUCCAUCGGCAUAGGGUCAUCCUGCCCGGCACCUUCUUCCAGGAAAGAAAACAGAUCGUCCAUCGUUGCUGUCGAGUCCGGAAUACCCGUCGAAGGCGGGCAGGAAAGAGAAAAGUUGGGCGCGUGAUCGGACGCGAGGUCACGUGGGAGUCGUGAUGCUCAGACUCUCACUGCUUCGAUGCGCGCCGCGACAAAUCGCAGGUGGCUCCCUGCGGCCUUCAUUCCGACCCCAACCCCUCCGCUCCUUACCAUUCCAACGCGUCGUGCGCCGCUGGGCAGGUACUAGCACCGAAUUACCACCCCCGCUAACCCCGAAAACAUGGGUGGAUCGAGUCCCCGCCAAAGUCCAGCCCUACAUAUAUCUGUCUCGCGUCGACAAACCGAUAGGGAGCAUACUACUCUUCUACCCAUGCGCCUGGUCCAUCACCAUGGCGUCCUACGCACUGCAGACGCCCUUUACAACACCCCUGACCUACAUCAGUCUCUUCGGUAUCGGGGCGCUCGUCAUGCGUGGGGCCGGGUGCACGAUCAACGACAUGUGGGAUAAAAAUCUGGACAAGGCCGUCGCGCGAACGAAGAACCGGCCGCUUGCCCGAGGAGACGUGACGUAUAGCCAGGCUACUGUUUUCCUGGGGGCGCAGCUCACUGCCGGCCUUGCUGUGCUGCUACAGCUCAAUUGGUAUAGCAUACUUCUGGGCGCGACUUCCCUGUCCGUCGUGGUGCUGUACCCACUCAUGAAGCGGAUCACAUACUGGCCCCAAGCCGUUCUCGGCAUUGCGUUCAAUUGGGGAGCAAUGCUCGGAUGGUCCGCGGUCGGAGGCACCGUGGAUUGGAAAGUUUGCCUGCCGCUCUACGCUGGCGGAAUCUGUUGGACCCUGGUCUACGACAGCAUAUAUGCUCACCAAGACAAGAAAGACGAUGUCGGCGCCGGGAUCAGAUCAACUGCGCUCCUUUUCGGGGAAAGAACCCGGCCCAUUUUAAGCGCUCUGACAGCCACCUCCAUGUCCCUGAUCGGUUUCGCGGGUUACAUGAAUGCCCACGGAGCCCCCUUUUAUCUGGGAGUCUCUCUUGCCGCUGCCCAGCUCGCACGGAUCAUCUAUCGCACAGACUACGACCAACGGGAGAGCUGCUGGAAAGGAUUUGUCGACAGCGGCUGGAGCGGCUUCUGGAUCUGGAUGGGUGCACUGGCGGACUAUGCUUGGAUAAUGCUUUGGUAAUUAUUCAACGUGGAAAAACAACAACAACAAAGACGUAAGAUACAGUUUGCAGCAGGCGUGAAAGGUCGUGAAAUAAAGAUACAGCACACACGCAAGAUCAAGCAGUGUCGCGAUAGGAAACAGCCGGUUUUGACCGCUGCUUCACCCAGGCAUGGAAUCCCACCACACCUAUUGUCCAGCAGAAAGCAAUGCAAGUGAAUGCAACAGCAGCGACAACGAACAGCAUGAUAUCUGGAGGCUCUGAUCAGUUGCGUUUUAGCGUGGAAUGGGUUCGACAUACCAUCCCGGCCCCGGCGCAUCGCAGCGAUGGUGAGCUCCUCGGUGGAGAACAUGAAGCUGAUGCCUCCGGCAGUCAAGAAAAAGCUCGCCAGCGCUUCAGUCGGCGGUCUCGAGGGCAGGGUGGACUUGGGUGGCGAAACCCAAACAAAGAAGUACGUGAUGCAACGCAUGACGGCAAACGCGAGGAGAAGGUUGCCCCAGAGACUGUGGAUCUGCACCUGGAACAGAUAUGUCUGGAAGUGCGCAGCCAUCACCGAUCCGGUGACUCCGAUGACGAGAGCGGGGAAGGGGUUGAAGCUGGCCGUGUAUGUUUUUGGCUCGGAGACCGUCUCCGAGGAAUUGACAGCGAGCCCCGCGAGCCAGCGGCGCACGACCUUGCUCUCGACGGCCAUCCCCACGAGACCGGCGCCCCAGAACAUGAUC
Messenger RNA from Mycena citricolor, 2453 nucleotides. The record is from the annotation of a GenBank genome assembly. Lineage: Eukaryota; Fungi; Basidiomycota; Agaricomycetes; Agaricales; Mycenaceae.